AUGCCAUUCCCCUGUAUCACUACCCACCCGCCCACACACCCCCACCCUGCAGUUGUGCGAGAGCUGGACGGAAUAAAGGAGGACAAGGAGAGGGAGAGGGGCGUGUAUGCCCGGCGGGCCCUGCGGCUGCUGAGGGACGCCCUGGCCAGCAGAGCUCCGUGGCUCAGAGCCCAGGGCGCGCACGAGAAGGCCCACGUGCAUGGAAUCAGCAGUGGCAGCGGUGGUGGUGGUGGCGGUGGCAGUGGUGGGAGCAGUCAGAGGCUUUCAGCUGAUGAUGAGGUGCUGUCCUGCUGCCUCUACUACCACCAGUUUGUGGCUCCUGGUGCUGUGGUGCUGCUUACUGGGGAUAUUGCACUGCAAGUCAAGGCACUUAUGGAAGGAGUGACUAUGGUUCACAAAGCGUCUGCUUUUGUGGCUGAGCGUGUGGGGUUUGCUCUAGCUGCUGCAAGGUGA
This is a messenger RNA of Closterium sp. Naga37s-1, 453 nucleotides long. Lineage: Eukaryota; Viridiplantae; Streptophyta; Zygnematophyceae; Desmidiales; Closteriaceae. The record is from the annotation of a GenBank genome assembly.